CACAAUGCAUUACAUAGCAAAGAAUUAGAGAAACUGUUCGCAAAUAAUCUUCUGUAGGAGAGCAUUCGUAUCUACGCUCUUAAACUGUUUUACCGAAUUUUGUAAAUAAAAAGUGUGGGAUUCGGCGAAAGUUGGAGCAGAAUCGGCUUCGGUGCCUACAUGACUAUGAAUUUAUGCCACAACAACGCUUUUUCCCUCUUCAACCCACCAUUUCAAACCACACCUCAACUUCCUCUCACUUCAAUCUCAUCCCUCUUCAACUUCAAUUCCCUUCAAAAAUCCAAGUUCCCACGCGCCACCGCAAAUGCUACCGGCGAAGCAACUCUGCCAACCAUGUCCCAAAUUCUAGAAGCGUCGCGAGCGCAGAAACUCGACCUUCACCUCAAAACUCUGGGACCCUUUUUCAGAAUCACAGCAAGGAGCUUGGUAACCGACGCAGAGCUCGGAAGGGCCGAGGGGUUCGUAAGAUUCUGGGUAGAUGGCAAAAUCCUUCACUUGGACUCGAUUAAACUACGGAGAGAAACACUGGGCAUGGAGAAAUCAAUCUUUGGCCUUGGCCUGUUCAUUGGAGCCGUUGCAAUUCGACACGGUUAUGAUUCUGGCUGCAGAACAGCGCAGCUAUUGGCCAUCAAUGACUCCGAUCUUUACCAUUCCAAGUUGGUUCGAUUCUACAGUAGACUUGGGUUUAAAGCAGUGUACGAGGUAACGGGGUCAUCCCUUGGAGAUGUUGGGCACAUGCUUGUGUGGGGUGGUGUUGGUACCCGCAUGGAUGCUAGUGUUGAAGAACUGAUGGUAAAGUGGUGUACAAGAUUUAAAUCUCCUCAUAAAUAAUUAUGUCACGGUUGGAGGAGCAAUUGAAUUACAGCAAAAGUAACAUAGUAAGAAAUAGGCAUAGCAGAAGAAAAACAACGUUUUUUUGUCGAUUUGAUCUUUGUUCUUAUCCUAAUGAGAAAUGAAUCUAGAGAAUAUGUACAAGUUCUAGUUUGUUUGAUGGUUGGUUGUAUGAUCACUAGUUACUCAUCACUUCAGCUCUGUGUAAAAGUUUGCUGCUUAAAAAUAUGAGAGAUUGUAAUGAAAAGGGGAUAUAGAUUAAUGUUACAAGUAAAGACCGGAUAAUUACAAAGUAUGGUUGUAAUACUUUUUGUAAAAUUUAUUCAUCAUUUAUAUUUCUCCUA
Vigna unguiculata (cowpea) is the source of this 1175-nucleotide messenger RNA. RefSeq lists its product as uncharacterized. The record is from RefSeq and is a predicted model, not a curated record. NCBI's taxonomy places the organism in Eukaryota, Viridiplantae, Streptophyta, Magnoliopsida, Fabales, Fabaceae.